Messenger RNA from Artibeus jamaicensis (Jamaican fruit-eating bat), 615 nucleotides. It is a transcript of the gene CEACAM18, whose product is annotated as CEA cell adhesion molecule 18. The record is from RefSeq and is a predicted model, not a curated record. NCBI's taxonomy places the organism in Eukaryota, Metazoa, Chordata, Mammalia, Chiroptera, Phyllostomidae. The transcript has 3 exons. Bases 1 to 615 code for a protein of 204 amino acids.
AUGAAGUCUCACAUAACACAAGCAUUGGAAGGUGAUCCCAUUCUCUCAGGCAACAGCAGCUCGGUGGUAGAGAACAUGGAUUCUGUGGCUGUCUUCUGCAGCACCAGUGCCACCAAAAUCCCGUGGUAUGUGAAUGCUUUACAGGUGUCCAGCAAUGACAAGAUGACAAUGUCACCAGACAGCAAGACCCUCAUCAUGCACUGGGUCCACCGCCAUGACAUGACAAUCCAGUGUGGGAUAGACUCCGCCUUUGGGGUUUUUUUAAAAAAAAAUGAAGUGACCUUUCUGACUGUGGCCUAUGGACCUGACAGAGUGGCACUGAACAGUAAGCCCACCUCUGAGUUCAGAGGCAUCCUGUCUGCUGAGAUUGGCUCCCAAGUGCAGAUGGACUGUACCUCCACUUCCCAUCCCAAACCCAAGUACCGCUGGAUCCACAAUGGCUCCUUCCUGAGCUCAGGGGCAAAUCUCAGCUUCCCGAGUCUGACCUGGGGGCAGAUGGGCAGGGACAGAUGCAUCGUGGAGAACUCUAUGACCCAGCUGACCAUGUACAAGGACAUCUGGAUCCAGAGGGCCUGUGAGUGCAGCCGCUCCCGCUCUGGGGCUCACACCCUUUGA